Molecule: messenger RNA, 1797 nt
Organism: Drosophila willistoni
Lineage: Eukaryota; Metazoa; Arthropoda; Insecta; Diptera; Drosophilidae
Exons: 2
Coding region: 83-1708 (541 amino acids)
Biological process (GO): SCF-dependent proteasomal ubiquitin-dependent protein catabolic process
Cellular component (GO): SCF ubiquitin ligase complex
Molecular function (GO): RNA binding; protein binding
Source: RefSeq, a predicted model, not a curated record
UGAGAAUAAUUAAUCAUUUUAGAUUCCAAACACAAGUACAUUUAAAAAUCUUUCUUAAAACAAGGAAAUUUUAAAACAUAAAAUGGAUACUCUCAAUAAAGAAGAAAGCACCUUCAAAAGUAAAGAAUUCAAACUUAAGAAUAUGCCUAUGUUUAUUGUUCCAGUCGAACCAAGCUAUUAUUUCAAAAAUGACUUGUGCUACACUGAGGACCACGUUCUAGUCCAUGAGAUAUAUCUCUGCGACAUUCCGGCAAAGCUGACGGAGGAUGAGUUGCUGAUUUAUUUCAAUAGUUUUGGAACUGUCGUAGGCCUACAACUUCAAAAACAGCAUAAGAAGCUAAAAACUGGAUGCGUUUUAUUUGCCGAUCCGCUGGAUGCUGCCAAAGUCUUGCAUAAGCAAAUACAUUAUCUGAGUGAUCAUCGGUUCCAAGUCAAUGCCAGCAAUAGUUGGCUUCAACCGGAGGCUUAUACAACUUCAGAGCAGUCGCAUAUAACAAAGAUUCCGGACGAUUGCUUGGUCCGAAUACUUGAAUUUCUUCCAUUGAUGGAUCAGUUACAGUUUCUAAGACACUGUAGUUUUUAUAGAGAUGUUUACAAUUUGGAUACACGACAUUUACACAAGUCGGUCUUUUAUUAUAUGCCUGAAUCUUUGACCAUAUGGCAAAUGCGAGAAUUUUUCUUCAUAUUUGGUGACGGUAUUCAAAGUUUUCGUGAUGACCUUGGGCGUUGUGAACGGUUUUACAAAUUUUUAGGACUGAACUGCGUAAAUUUGAAGUGCUUGGAACUAUGCAACACUCGUUUAAGUCCGAAAAAUAUGUUUAAAAUAUUUUCAAAAACCAACAAGUUGGAGAAUCUCAGGUUAAACCGUUGCGAUCUGAAUGGGAACAGUUUAGUGAAUUUGAAGAAUUUGCAGCAAUUGAAAUAUUUAAGCCUUUACGAUAAUCCAAAUCUCAGUGGUUAUCUAGAUCUUCCAGUCUCCCUUGAGACUCUGGACCUUUCUCGCUGCUUUAAAAUACCGCCAAAUAAUCUGUUGUUGACAUUAAAGGACUUAACAAACUUAAAGAACCUCGACAUUACGGAAAUCCCCAAAAUAAACCCAAAUGUUUAUGAAUACUUGCUUUCAUUAGAAACUUUGCACCUCGAUAUUGAAAUGAAAACGAAUUAUAACAAAAUAGCGAUGUUGCCUAAUCUCAAGAGAAUCAAGAUAAACGACAUAACAUCGACUGAAACAUUUUCGCAAUUUCUGGAUGAGCUGGCGAGAAAUGCCAGGCAAUUGGAAGAAUUGAUCAUUCGCGAAACCAGAGUUCUAAAUAGUCAAUUGCUCAUGCAAAUAUCACAAUUAGGCGGAUUGCGAAAACUUGCUCUAUUCUGGCCCUGGGACAUUAAUGAAAGUGUUUUGCAGGAGUUUGCCAAGCUAAAAAAACUCGAGAGCUUUCAUCUAAGCGAUUGUCAGCAUGUUAACGACGCUAGCAUGUUGCAUAUGGUAAUUGGUUGUCCAAAGUUGCGAGAGGUUAAUCUGAACUAUUGCUAUAAAAUAACGGAGAGCCUUGUAUUCGGCAUUAUCGAGAAUGUGCGACGCAAAAUUUUAACCGGUGUAAACGAGCGGAAGUUGCCGAUCCAUCUUCACGUAAGGGCCACCUAUGUAAAAGAUUCAAUCCAGUCUGAUUCCGAGGUUGCUUCGGGUGAAAUAAUUAAGAUUUUCUUUUAAUCGCCUGUUUGAAAAACCGUUUAAUUGAACUAAAAGCAACUUCGAAUCAACAUUUAUACAAUCAAGAUGUAAAAUGUGUAAUAAAUAUA